GCAAAUUGACAAUUACGGUAAACAUCUGAUCCGAAUUGUGCGUCCGUUGUGAUUGUGUUUUUCAAAGUUUGCGUCCUCUUGAUUUCCAAGUGAAUUUUGUGAGACGAAGUAAUUUUAACGGAUCGAAACCAUGUCUAAUCAGCCAGCCAAAGUUAUCAUUAAAGUCGAGUCCGCGGCAGAACAGCAGGUAAGCGCUCAACUUGAACAAAUGGCGUUGGUGGCUAGAACUCCGCAAAAGGAUCACUUGAAGGGAAGCGCCCGAAAGACGUUGAAAGUUCUGCAGAAAGCGGCCACGGACAAGGAAAAUCUCGUGGGCCGACCAGUCGGGAAGGGAAUUUACAAAUCGAAAGCUGACAGUGAAACGGAAUUGACUGAGUUGGCAAAGCGGAAGAAAUUGCGGACACAAGCGACUCAGACAAACCCGGUUCUGACCGCCGAUGGACCAAGUGCGUACAAAGAGCAGCAUGAACUCGUCAUUAAGGACAUUACAGGCACCGAGCCGCCGAGUGAAGCAUACUGGCAGGUAUUGGCGGAGAAACGGCGUGAAGCUCUGCACGAGACUUUGGAGGAGAACCAGCGCUUGCACGAACGCAUCGAUGGACUAGAAGAAGAGCUGGAAACAUCGCGGCAAAUGUUGGACGAGGCCCGGGCCCUGGUGGAAACACUGACGGAGAUGCUAGAGGAAACGGAGGCAGAAAAUGCGGAAACCGCCCCAAUCGACAAGGGGCCGAGCACCAGCCUGAACUCAACGGGCUGCAGUAAAAGGUCAUUGGAAAUGUCCACUUUCGAUGAAGAGGGAUCCGACGAGGACUAGCGCCUGCGAGGACUUGAGUGUUUAAUUUUAAUAUUUAAAAUUUGUUAUGAAUCCGCAUUGCCCAGUAGAUAAUAAGCUCCAAUAGUUGUAAGUGUUCCAUCACAAUUUUUUAAUGCUUUGAUUUGAUAAAAUAAAGUUUUGACUGGCGACAAAGA
Molecule: messenger RNA, 969 nt
Organism: Hermetia illucens (black soldier fly)
Lineage: Eukaryota; Metazoa; Arthropoda; Insecta; Diptera; Stratiomyidae
Gene: geminin
Product: geminin
Exons: 3
Coding region: 131-814 (227 amino acids)
Biological process (GO): negative regulation of cell cycle; negative regulation of DNA replication
Cellular component (GO): nucleus
Source: RefSeq, a predicted model, not a curated record